GAUGCUGCGUGACCCUCCUCGUGCUCCGUAGAGUCCUCACUCCACCGGCUCUUCACACGAGUUCCACAGCAAGCAGAGAUGGACGCCGAGCAGAUGGGCCCUCAGACCUUCCUCUACGGCUGCGAGCUGAAACAGGGGAAGGAAGUGACAUUCAACCCUGAGGAUGACGACUUUGAGCAUCAGCUGUCUGUCAGGAUGGCGUGUGUCGAUCCAGCCACCAAGGAUGAGCUAAAUGUGGUGGAAGUCGAGGGCCAGGACUCAGAGGGUCAAAAGGUCAAAGCCGUGCUGGCCACGCUGAAGCCGUCCACCAUGCCAAGCGUGUGCCUGGGUGGCUUUGAGAUCAGCCCUCCUGUAAUUUUCCGUCUGCGUACCGGAUCUGGUCCAGUUCACAUCAGCGGCCAGCACCUCAUUAUGAUGAGCGGAGACCAGUCUUUUGAUGAAGACGAUGAGGAAGAGGAGGAGGAGGAGAUGAAGAGCGGUGUUAAGAGAGGAGCUUCAGCUGCCACAAAACCCUCAAAAAAGAUGAAGAUGGAAGAGGAGGACGAAGAUGACGACGAGGAAGAUGACGAAGAUGAUGAGGAAGAUGAUGAAGACGAGGAGGAAAGCGAAGAGGAGACGCCUGUGAAGGCCAAGAAACCUGCAGCCAAGCCACAGACUCCCUCACAGAACGGCAAAUCAAGCACGCCGGCGCCCAAACAGAACCAGAAGACACCAGACGUUGGCAAGAAGAAUGAGAAGCAGCCACAAACGCCCAAAAGCCCGAAGACGCCCAAAACUCCCCAAACCCCCCUCGGCAUCCCUGAAAUCAAGGCCAAGAUGAUGGCAAGCGUGGAGAAGGGAGUGGCGUUGCCCAAACUUCAGCCCAAGUUUGAAAACUAUGUGAAGAAUGGCUUCAAAGUAACUGACGCAAAGGUGAUUAGUGAGCUGUGGCAGUGGAGGCAGACGGUGAAGAACUAAUCCAACAUUUUACUCAGUUAAAUGAUGUCUUUUUUUUCUUUUCUUUUUUUAAAGUAAUUAUCCCUCCUGAAUUGUUCUCAUAAUAUUUGUCAUUCCUUUUUAAGUUUCAUUUAAGUCACUUUAUUCCACCUGUCUUUGUUUUUUCUUCCAAUUUGGACCUGCCGAGGCACAAAAUGGUUCCGUCUCUCACACACAAGUAGCGCCAGAAGAUAUCGUUUGUUUUUAUUUUUAACUUUUUAGUUAUGUUCAGAAGCUCCCGCUAAUAUCUGGUUUCUCUUUGAGACGGAUGUGGUUGUGUCUCUCUCAUCUGUAAAUUUCAUCAUGAGUGCAGCUAAGGGAUAUUCAUUUCUGAUUUGUUUCUGCAUCAUGUGUGUGUAUGUGUGAGUGAGUUUGAAGCAUAAAUGAAGCUGCACCUGUGAAUAUACUGUAUCAUAGCGCAGGUUGGAUGUUUAACUCCGAGAGAAGCUGUUCUUCUUCCACCGAGUUGGAAUAAAUCAGACUUGUCUGUUUGUGCUUUUGCAACAAAACACAUUUUACUGAACAGGAAUAAAAAGCUUUGGUUUUUGGGGAAAAAAAACCUUGGCACUGUCUCUGA
This is a messenger RNA of Clarias gariepinus (North African catfish), 1552 nucleotides long. RefSeq names its product nucleophosmin 1a (gene npm1a). Gene Ontology annotation, cellular component: centrosome; nucleoplasm; nucleolus. Gene Ontology annotation, biological process: ribosomal small subunit biogenesis; ribosomal large subunit biogenesis; regulation of centrosome duplication. Lineage: Eukaryota; Metazoa; Chordata; Actinopteri; Siluriformes; Clariidae. The transcript has 11 exons. The coding region runs from base 79 to 957 and encodes 292 amino acids. Gene Ontology annotation, molecular function: RNA binding; chromatin binding; histone binding. The record is from RefSeq and is a predicted model, not a curated record.